AUGAGCGAGAGCAACAUCUCGACGAACGCCUGGCAGAGAUGCAGCGACAUGGGGCUGAGCAACAUCGAGUUCACGGAGUUGACUAAAUACAUAAAUACAUCAACGCUCGAGCGCCUCCCCGAGGAUAAGUCGUGGCUUAUCCCCUUGUGCGUCAUCCAGAACGAUAGGUUGUGCAAGAUGAGGUUUAUGUACCAAAGCCUAGACCAGUUCGUGGAGCUGAUUCACGAAAGUGCUAUGUACGAGAUCAGAGACGUAUUCGUACAGUCGGCGGUAAGGGUAAACCCGUGGAUGGGCUUACUUAUGGAGGAGAGCGGGCUCAAGUCCAUGGAUGCGAUUAUGUACAUGGACUGGAACAUGGAAAAGCCCGUGAUUGGUCUGUCGGGCUGGACUUUGAGGAGGCGCGCGAGGAACUACUUAAUUGCAGCCGCGACCAGCCACUCGAUCAAGAUUCUCUACGAGCGCGUUAUGGUGGGCCCCGUCUCAAUCCUGAAAAUGGACGAGUACACUGACAGCAACUCACAUGAGCUGCUGACCAGGAUCUGGCAUGAGUCCAGGAACUCGCACGGCAGCCGCAACAUAGGCGUUAACUAG
This is a messenger RNA of Cladophialophora bantiana CBS 173.52, 591 nucleotides long. RefSeq lists its product as uncharacterized. The record is from RefSeq and is a predicted model, not a curated record. Bases 1 to 591 code for a protein of 196 amino acids. The transcript has a single exon. NCBI's taxonomy places the organism in Eukaryota, Fungi, Ascomycota, Eurotiomycetes, Chaetothyriales, Herpotrichiellaceae.